GCCCUAACUUAUUUGCUUCUACGACCCGACGAAACUGGCCAAAUUCCUGGACGACCUGGAAAAAUCGCGUCAGAUCCCUGGGAAAAUCAAAAUAUUCGUGACUUGCACAAUACAUCACCAAAUGGUUCAUUAAGAGGAAAUAAUCUCCGAGAAAUUAAGAAAAAAUCAAGUUUUAGCAAGCUUCAAUCAAUGUUUCGACGUCAGGAUACUUUGUCACCUCCUUCACCUCUUUCAUCCGAAUUUACUGAUGGGCAACCUGCGGUACCGGGACAUUCACACAAUGAUUUGGAUCAUAAUGAAUUUGAUAAUGUGCGGCAAUGUUGUGACGGCCAACAUGAUAUUAGCAGACUUGAACGUGCCCAUAAUCACAGAGGGCAUCAUUACAAUAAUGCACAUUUUUGA
Messenger RNA from Racocetra persica, 402 nucleotides. Lineage: Eukaryota; Fungi; Glomeromycota; Glomeromycetes; Diversisporales; Gigasporaceae. The record is from the annotation of a GenBank genome assembly.